Messenger RNA from Panthera uncia (snow leopard), 1367 nucleotides. Its product is annotated as translation initiation factor IF-2-like. Bases 1 to 963 code for a protein of 320 amino acids. The record is from RefSeq and is a predicted model, not a curated record. The transcript has 2 exons. NCBI's taxonomy places the organism in Eukaryota, Metazoa, Chordata, Mammalia, Carnivora, Felidae.
AUGGGGCUUUGGCGGGACCCCUAUGCCUGGACCGCUAGGUUACACCUUCACUGCUCACUAGGGGCAACGUCCAGCCCUGUCCUCCCCCGCCCCCCGAAAUACCCCAACAUCCCUCCCCACCUCCAGCCGCGCGUGACCCCAACCCCGACCCCACCGCGACGGCGCCCUCUCCAGGCCGCGGUGGAGGACACAAGGCAGGCAGCCAAGACUGAUGGCAGCGGCGGCUGGGGGCAGCGCGGUCCCGGGGGAGGGCGGCAGCUGGGCCUCGGCCUGUCCGCAGGGGCAGCGGGCACAGGGCCGCGAGUGGGCAGCGCCUCCGCCCCGCACAAACAAAGCGGCCCGGGCGGGCCGGGCGCAGGGUGGGGUGGGGGGCGCUGGCAGUGGGCACUCACCGGAGGGCUGGCGGGCGGGCGCGGGCGGGCCUGGCCCGGGAGCUGGGACCGCGGCGGGCCCGAGUGCGCGCCGGCGACGGGGAGGGGGCAGCGGGCACAGUGUCCGCGGCGGGGCCAGGGGCCGCGGGCCGGCCUGGAUUCUGCGACCGCGAGGUGCGGGAACCGGUCCGCCGGCGCGGGCAGCGGCGCUAGGCGGCCGGGGCAGCGACGCCGCCGCCUUCCCCUUCUCCUGCCCCGGUCCCUGCUCCCCCGCGUCCUCCUCCUCGCUGGGUCCCCGCCGCCGCCGCCGCCUCAGCCUCGGCGCUUCUCGGGCUUCUCCUCUCCAUCAAGGCCGGGCCGACCCGCAGGGACCAUCCCGGAAACACUGCAAUCUACAGGAGCUUGUGAAUUUCCUCUACUGAAAAUGAAGCAAAGGGGACGUGCUGAUGGCUUCUUUUUAUUACUUUGCCUUUCGCAAGUUGAACCCAUUUGCAAGGAUCCACACAAGUUGGCCCAAGGUUUCUGCUUCUUAAGGAUACUAGCUAUUAAAAAAAAAAAAAAAAAAAAAAGGCACUUUACCCUUUCAGAAUAAGAGGAUUAGAUGUGUUCAAAGGCCAAAUAGGGAGAAAUGUUUCCAAAUGUAGUUUUAGUAAACUAAAACUCAAAGUGAGUAAUUUUUUAAAGUUUAAAUCUAAAUACUGUUAUUAUGAAAAUAUGUUUUAAAGUUCUCUGAAGACAGCAUGUUCAACUAAAAAUGUUAGUAUGCUUUGAGGAUCAUGGAGAUGGGAUUCUAUUUCUUUGACCAUCACACAGUAACGUGUACCCAGUUAGGUUCCAGAUUUCAGCUGCCAUCUUUCAAACCAGUCAUUCUACUAGAAAUGAACAACCUGCAUCAGCAUCUAAAACUUUCAAACCCACGUAUGUCUUUGAGACGACUUUGCAUAAUACAUUUUGGAAUAAAUUAUUGAAAACAAAGCACCUUUAAAAAAAAGCACC